CGACUACGAGUACCUGCGCGAGCACUUCCGCGAGAAGCAUUUCCUCUGCGAGGAGGGCCGGUGCAGCAGCGAGCAGUUCACCCACGCCUUCCGCACCGAGAUCGACUACAAGGCCCACAAGACUGCCUGCCACAGCAAGAGCAGGGCAGAGGCCAGGCAGAACAGGCACAUCGACCUGCAGUUCAGCUACGCCCCCCGGCACCAGCGCAGGAACGAGGGUGUUAUUGGUGGUGAGGACUAUGAAGAAGUGGACAGGUACAACAGGCAGGGGAGGUCGGGCAGAUUGGGCGGCCGAGGGAGUCAGCAGAACAGAAGAGGCAGCUGGAGGUACAAGAGGGAGGAGGAGGACAGGGACGUGGCGGCGGCGGUCAGGGCCUCUGUGGCAGCUAAACGGCAGGAGGAGAAGAAGCGAGCGGAAGACAAGGAGGAGAGCAGGGGUAGGAAGGAGGACCUGAGGGAUCCUGACCCCCUCGGCUCCAAACGUGUGCCAAAGGCUUCAGGUGGUGCUGUGGAAGCAGCUGCAAAUGGUGCUUUGAGCCAAGAUGACUUUCCAGCCAUUGGUUCGGUGGUGGGACCUCCCCAAGGCUCUGCCCAGCUAGCAGCAGUGAAGCUUAAAGAAGAGGAUUUCCCAAGCUUGUCCUCCUCUGCAGCACCUGCCAUUUCUGCCGGGAUGCCUCUGACAUACACAGCGACGGCAAAGAAAGCGACUUUCCAAGAGGAGGAUUUCCCAGCUCUGGUGUCCAAAAUGAGACCCAACAACAAAACAGUAACUCACAUCACAUCUGCCUGGAACAACGGUUCCAGUAAAAACGUGGUCAAAGCCAUGAGCAACCCCUGUGUGAACCAGAUGGCCAAAAAACCACCCUCCUUGAACAGCACUAAGGGAAGUAAGAAGAGCAAUAAACUCUCUCAGUCAGAUGAUGAAGACGGCGGGAGCGGCUUGACGACCCAGGAGAUCAGAAACACACCAACGAUGUUUGAGGUGUCCUCCUUGCUGGCAGUUUCUACCUCACAAACUUUUACAAAGGUGAGCAGGAAAAAGAAGAUGGGGGCUGAGAAGCAGAGAGCAUCAUCCCCACACCUCUCACAGGAGACAUCGUUUCCCAGGUCAUCGGCCGAGAAGCUGCCGGAAGCAGAGCGGACAUCAAGCACAUCUCCUGCUCUCCACGGCCCUGACAGGUCCACUGCUGUCCUGAAUGGUCACUUGGAAAAACCAUUAGCCACCUGUAGUACACCCAAAGAGCCCCCCGGCCUUAAAAAGCCCACAGUGACUAACAAAUGCCCCUUACCUCAGGAAGACUUCCCAGCUCUUGGGAGCUCAGGGUCUGCUCGGAUGCCCCCACCACCAGGCUUUAACACCGUGGUGCUAUUGAAGAGUCCUCCUCCGCCCCCGGGGCUGUCGGUGCCUGUCAGCAAACCCCCACCAGGCUUUGCUGUCAUCCCAUCCACCAAGGGCUCUGAACCUGUCACUACAGCUUUGAAGGAGCCAAAAUCCUGUCACGGGUCGUACUUGAUACCUGAAAACUUCCAGCAGAGGAACAUUCAGCUGAUCCAGUCCAUCAAAGAAUUCCUGCAAAGCGAUGAGUCCAAAUUCAAUAAAUUCAAAACUCAUUCUGGGCAGUUCAGACAGGGUCUGAUCUCUGCAGCACAGUACUACAAAAGCUGCCGAGAACUGCUUGGAGAGAACUUCAAGAAAAUCUUCAGUGAGUUGUUGGUGUUGCUGCCGGACACAGUUAAGCAACAAGAACUGCUCUCUGCUCACAACGAUUUCCGAAUCAAAGAGAAACAGAGCUCAAACAAACCCAAAAAGAACAAAAAGAAUGUUUGGCAGACGGACUCCAACUCCGAUCUCGACUGCUACAUCUGCCCAACGUGUAAGCAAGUGCUGACUCAGCAGGACGUUGUCACCCACAAAGCUUUGCAUCUGGAGGACGAGGAGUUCCCCUCCUUGCAAGCCAUCAGCAGAAUCAUCAGUUAGCUCUCCCCAGAACCCAAUAAAACCCGCUCUGUCUCUGA
Molecule: messenger RNA, 2016 nt
Organism: Merops nubicus (carmine bee-eater)
Lineage: Eukaryota; Metazoa; Chordata; Aves; Coraciiformes; Meropidae
Gene: ZNF598
Product: zinc finger protein 598
Exons: 8
Biological process (GO): rescue of stalled cytosolic ribosome; protein ubiquitination
Molecular function (GO): ribosome binding; ubiquitin protein ligase activity
Source: RefSeq, a predicted model, not a curated record